Sesamum indicum (sesame) is the source of this 1178-nucleotide messenger RNA. Its product is annotated as transcription factor MYB16. The record is from RefSeq and is a predicted model, not a curated record. Lineage: Eukaryota; Viridiplantae; Streptophyta; Magnoliopsida; Lamiales; Pedaliaceae.
GAUUGGAGUUGCCCUGUUUCUUUCUGUAAUAACCCUAAAAUGGGAAGAUCAAAUGGUCACGACAAGGUCGAACUCAAAAAAGGACCAUGGACUCGAGACGAAGACCAGAAGCUACUGGCUUAUAUUCAAGAACAUGGCCAUGGUAGCUGGCGCGCCUUGCCUGCCAAAGCUGGUCUCCAAAGGUGCGGGAAAAGCUGCAGACUGAGAUGGACGAAUUAUCUAAGACCUGAUAUUAAGAGAGGAAAGUUCAGCUCCCAAGAGGAGAAGGCCAUUAUUAGACUCCAUGCACUUCUAGGAAACAGUGUUAGGUGGUCAGCAAUAGCAACUUAUUUACCAAAGAGAACCGACAACGAGAUCAAGAACUACUGGAACACCCGCCUCAAGAAACGGUUGAUCCGAAUGGGAAUCGACCCGGUUACCCACAAACCCAAAAACAAUCCCAGCGGGUCAGCUCACUCCAGACAAGCCGCCGUCGUCAGCCACAUGGCUCAAUGGGAAACUGCUCGGCUUGAAGCCGAAGCCAGGCUCGUUCGUGAGUCGAAACGUAUGUCCAAGCUUCAGCUCCUACAGAAAAUCACCGCUCCACCUCCGCCGCCUCUGCCGCCGCAGCCGGCACUGCCAAGAUGUUUAGACGUACUCAAGGUCUGGCAAGCGACCACCAAUCACAACGGCUUCUUCGGCUCACCUGGAUGCCUUGAGUCGCCGACCUCUACACUAAACUUCUCCGUUAACAGUUCUACGGUUCCUACAGUUGGAGCUCGUGGGAGCUGUUCACUCGUGGAAAACGACGUCAUAUCAAUGAUUAACUCCGGUGUAUGUGGGGUGGGACUAGAAAACAGCUAUACCGAAGUGAAGGGUAACAUGGAGAAUUCAGUGCAGCUGCUUCAUGACAACAAUGCUGCGUACACUAUGGAAUAUGAUUAUAAUGUGAUGGGCUCAAUGGACCUUGCAUCCAUCAACGGUGAUGACUACGACAACACAACGACAAGUGGUUAUGAUGAAGAGUUCGAGGACAAUAAGAAUUACUGGAACGAUUUAUUUCAUUUGGUGAGUUCAUCCAUGGAAUCUCCAGUGUUUUAGAGCAAGUGUUAGAAUCUCCAGUGGUAGAAUCUAAGGAAAUCACAGUGUAGUAGAACUUACAUUUAUGAUGGGUCUGAUUUUGAAUCAAUCAUAUAAUA